This is a messenger RNA of Aspergillus pseudoviridinutans, 738 nucleotides long. RefSeq lists its product as uncharacterized. Bases 1 to 738 code for a protein of 245 amino acids. The record is from RefSeq and is a predicted model, not a curated record. The transcript has a single exon. Lineage: Eukaryota; Fungi; Ascomycota; Eurotiomycetes; Eurotiales; Aspergillaceae.
AUGGCAUCAACACGGACAUUCUCGAAAAAACUCGACCAAGUUGAUCUAGAAUUGAUCAAGCUGAUCAAAAAUGAAAAAUCACUGGAAUACUACAAUGCAUACAUUUUAAUAACACAUUUUGAAAUGGGAUCUGCGCGUCUUAAAUCUCGUCUCUACCGCACCAAACCAUCAUGGUGGAAACAUGGAUACACCAAUCUCUGGAAUGACCUUAUGGGAACGCGGGCAAAAGCAGAAUUAGAACUCGCUCGAGCCAGAACGGUCUGUCAACUCGACGACAAUAAUCAUGCAAGUGACCACACGCGCAUGAAGCAACAGAACACAAUGGACUUGUGUAUUCGCCUGCGAGGGAUUCUUCAAAUGUUCAAUGCUGUGGUAUCACAGUUUGAUGACCUAAGACUCUUGCUUGGUGUCAAGGAUAAUAAGCGCAGGUUAGCAAUGAGGGAUGAUCUGGAGAUGGUAAAUGAGUGGGCGGAGGAUGUGGUUGGUUUUCUGCAAAGACGAGAAUCACCAGGCAUUCCACAAGUUCCUCCACAACCCUACAACAACCCCUCUGCCAACAGCUUGAAUCAAGCCAAUGGCGUGACAGAAGCCGGUCAAAUCUCACGACAUGAGUGUGCAGAUAAUCGGGAACCAUCAAGUAGCCAAUUGCCACCGUUGCAACGAGAUGACAGAAACGGGUCGCCGCAACGAGAGAGUUCCAGGAGCCAGGGAGAAAGGCCGGUGGGGAGCUCAGAAUGA